Molecule: messenger RNA, 1545 nt
Organism: Synchiropus splendidus (mandarinfish)
Lineage: Eukaryota; Metazoa; Chordata; Actinopteri; Syngnathiformes; Callionymidae
Product: leucine-rich repeat-containing protein 38
Exons: 3
Coding region: 253-1431 (392 amino acids)
Cellular component (GO): extracellular matrix
Molecular function (GO): protein binding
Source: RefSeq, a predicted model, not a curated record
AGUCCUCAGGUGGCAGACACGCCCUUCAGUCCGGACCAGCAGAACUUCAGUCCGGUGUGGAGGAGGAGGAGAGAGAGGCCGUGUGUCGAUGCGCUCUUCUGAAGACCUGAUGGAACAUUCCGCCCACAGCUGCAUCUGUUCCCUCGCAACAGCCAAUCACAGGGCUCCAUGAUCCCAGGGGCCGGCGUCACCAUGACGACCACAGCGUUCCUCGAGUCCUCGGCGGAGUUGAAGAGUCACACCUGAGCAGAGAUGUCGGGUCAGUGGACGCUCCUGCUGCUGCUCCCUCUGUUGGUGAAGACCAGGACUGCAAGCCCGUGUGUGUGUCCAGCAGCGGUGGUUCACACCCGGCUUCCUGCCCAGGUGGCGGCUGACGUCUGCUGUCUGAACUUCUCCGGCUCCUCCUUCGGCGAUGUGGACUGGUCUGUGUUCACCAACCAGUCCACGGUUCUGGAGAUACUAGACCUUUCCUGGUGCAACAUCACGACCAUCACGUUUGAUGCGGGACCGACUGCGCUACACAAGGUCCACCUCAACCACAACAGACUCGAGUCGUUGCCCCAGGACUUCCUGUCCAGCCAGCCUCAGCUGACCGAGCUGGACCUCAGUUGGAAUGUUCUCCAGGAGCUUCCAGAUGAGUUCCUUCAGGACUCUAACAGAAUCCAGCACUUGUAUCUCCAAGGGAACAAACUGAGGUUCCUGCCUGUCUCUGUCCUGAAGAAGCCGGAGCUGCAGAGUCUGGAUCUUGGAGGAAACCUGUGGGACUGCUCUUGUGCCUUCCUGGAGAACCUGGAGGAACGUCGGAACAGAACCCUCCCUCUGAAGGACCUUGUUGGGAAUCUCACGUGCGUCACACCCAGAAGCCUUGCCGAUAGGCUCAUGUGGUCGGUGCAGCGCCGGGAGGUGUGUCAGCCGGCGGCUUUGACCGCCCUCUUCGUCACGCUGCCCCUCCUCAUCCUCGCCACCCUGGUCAUCUGCUGGUGCUGCGGCCGGAAGGCCAAGAAGGAAGCUCCAGUGUUCGGCACUAGCAAGAAACGGCCUUCCACCAGGUUCCCCGGACAACAGCCGGAAUCUCCUGAGCCGGACCCUGGACCUGACAUCCUGAAAAACCAGCUGCUGCUCCGCCCAAUGUCCGAGCACCUGAGCAGCAUCCGAGACAUCUAUGAGGAGGUCAAACUGGGCUCGGUGGCCUCUCUGCCUAGAGGUUCUUCUCCAAGCUCCAGCUGCUCUGACAGGCUUCAAAGCUCUCAGGAGCCGGACCGGUCCAGCCGGGGAGAGUUGGACACUGUCAGCGUCACUGAGGUUCUGAAGGACUCAGCUGACAGAGAGAAGGCCUACAUGACCCAGUCCACCAAGUACUACAGUCUGGUCCCGGGCCUGGAGCUGGAGGACUCGGACCACGGAGGCUGCGAGGACGCGGAGCCGAACUGAGCACUUCACAUGUCGGACCUUUCCCCUCCGAUGUUUUUAACUACUGACCAAGAAGGCGAAGGAAUGCGGUGACAUCUAGUGGUGAGCUGGAGAGUCGUGAUUUAUAUGUGCAAG